Messenger RNA from Notothenia coriiceps (black rockcod), 2052 nucleotides. RefSeq names its product small conductance calcium-activated potassium channel protein 1-like. The coding region runs from base 1 to 2052 and encodes 683 amino acids. The record is from RefSeq and is a predicted model, not a curated record. The transcript has 9 exons. Gene Ontology annotation, molecular function: calmodulin binding; small conductance calcium-activated potassium channel activity. Gene Ontology annotation, cellular component: membrane. NCBI's taxonomy places the organism in Eukaryota, Metazoa, Chordata, Actinopteri, Perciformes, Nototheniidae. Gene Ontology annotation, biological process: potassium ion transport.
AUGGAGCACUCCCCCUCUAUGAACCUGUCAGCGGUGGAUGGACAGGACAUGGAGGACCAGCGGCCCCUCCUCCCCAACAGGGUGCUCCCCCCCCCUCAGGCCUGCUCUCCUCAGUGUGGGAUACACCACACAGUCCAACUGUCAGCUGAUCACACCGUGUGGCUGGACAGAACCCAGGCCAUGGCCACCACUCCGUUGUACAACGGCCGUCUUUAUGUGACCUCUUCACCUCGCGCCAACAAGAAGGGACAGAAAGGCAAAGAGAAGAAAUAUCAGAAAAAGUCAACAGGAACUAAACAGACCCCAGCUCACAAGGAGUGUAAUAAUCAGUGCAAAGCCAACAACUCAGAAGCUCAGAGACUCCUGGAGAAAGUCACCUCUUUCUCCGACGUCCCAUGUUCAUUACCCCUUCAGAGCCCCCGCAGACCACACUUAGACGUUCAGGAUGUUGAGAGCAGAGGGCGUCGCUCCUCGGGCAGCGUUUCCUUGGAGAUGCACGACCGCCAGACUCUCCCAGAGAUCAUCAUCACCAGCAAAGAUGACGACUUUGAACUGCAAAAUGAGACGUUCCAGCUUGGCCAGGAGCCAACUGAGGGCAGAGGCCUUCUGCCAGGAGCAGAGGGUCCCGCUCCGGACCCCGAAACCAAUUCCCAGACCAGCCCAAAGCACAAGGAGGAGAGCAAAGACGACUCGUACUGGAAGACCCACAACAUCGGCUGGCGGCUGGUGCACCGGAGGGCUCUGUUCCUGAGGAGGCAGCGGCUGAACGACUGCGCGCUGGCAGUGGGGCUGUUCGGGAUGUUGCUCAUGGUGAUGGAGACAGAGCUCUCCUGGAGCGUCUACAGCAAGAGCUCCAUCUACUCGCUCUCACUUAAGUCCAUCAUCAGUUUGUCUACGAUCAUCCUGCUGGGCCUCAUCAUAGCGUAUCACUGCUGUGAGAUACAGCUCUAUGUUCACGACAUUGGUGCAGCAGAUUGGUGGAUUGCCCUGACGACUGACCGUGUGGCUCUGGUAGCCCUGGAGCUGUCGGUGGUGGUCAUUCAUCCCUAUCCGGUGGGGCUGAUGGCGUACUUCCAGCAGACCUUCCAGCACACCCCCGCCCGCCUGUCGCUGUCGGAGACGGAGCUGGAGAUCAUCCUGGCUCUGCCCAUGUUCCUCAGGCUCUACCUGCUGGGCCGCGCCAUGAUGCUGCACAGCCGCCUCUUCACUGACACCGCAUCCCGCAGCAUUGGAGCGCUCAAUAAGAUCCACUUCAACACCCGGUUUGUGGGGAAAACACUGAUGACAACCUACCCCGGGACGGUGCUGAUGAUAUUCAGCGUGUCUCUGUGGAUCGUGGCAGCGUGGGGCUUACAUGUCUGUGAGAGACACCACAACUACAGGGACCUGAGCAGCAACUACAUGGAGGCUCUGUGGAUGGUCUCCGUCACCUUCUUGUCCAUCGGUUAUGGAGACGUGGUGCCUCACACAUACUGCGGUCGCAGCAUCUGCCUCCUCACUGGGAUCAUGGGAGCGGGCUGCACGGUGCUGGUGGUGGCUGUGGUCGCCAGGAAGCUGGAGCUGACCAGAGCGGAGAAACAUGUCCACAACUUCAUGAUGGACUCCCACAUCUCCAAGAGGAUAAAAAUUGCCGCAGCAAAUGUGCUGAGAGAGACUUGGCUUAUCUACAAACACACUAAGCUGUCAAGAGAAAGAGACCAGUCCAGAGUCCGCAUGCACCAGAGGAAGCUGCUGCUGGCCAUCCACCAGCUGCGGCGAGUGAAGGUAGAGAAGAGGAUUCUUGCAGAUCAGGGAAACACACUUGUGGAUCUGAGCAAGAUGCAAACAGUGAUGUAUGACAUGCUGGAGGAGGUGCAGGGCUGCAGGGCGGAGCUGGACACACACAUCCACGGCCUGGAGAAGAACGUGGAGGAGCUGAGGGAGGGCUUCAGGAGCCUGAUGCCGCUCCUGUCCAGGACCCUGUCAACGCAGAACUCCUCCAUCCGCCACCUGCUCAGGGAGAGGGAGGUGAAGGCGGAGACUGAUACUGCUGGGGCGAGCGAAGAGAGCUAG